AGGGAGAGAGAGAGAGAGAGAGAGAGAGAGGGGGAAGGAUUGCUCCGUGCCGCACUCGAGCCUCAGUCUCCCUGGGAGACGGUACAGCGCUGGUCACGGCGUGCCAGAGCAGCAUCGAAAAAGCCCCCACAUCCCUGCAGCUGCACUCCACUCCAGCCUCCACCGGAGGAGCCGGGAGAGAGCCACAGAGAGCGAGAGAGGCUGAGAGAGAGUGAGAGAGAGAGAGAGAAAGUGCGAGAGAGAGAGAGAGAGGGAAGCGGAGAGGGAGACCCUGCUUCGGGGAUGCGGAGGGUCUGCAGGGGCAGCUGAGCACACGGACCCCCCGGCCCCUGCCACAGGGACGGCACACUGAGCGCCCUCGGGAGGGGACUCUAGCUUCUGCCCCUAGCGGAGGAUGAAGAAGCACUCAGCCAGAGUGGCUCCCCUCAGCUCCUACAGCACCCAGGUCCUGACCUGCCCCGUCUCCGAAGGAGAGGAGGGCUCAGACUCCCAAGCGGAGACGCCGGCGAGCGAGGCCAGCGGAGAGCGCUCGCAGUGCCAGUCGUGCGCCGGCGCGGUGCUCAAGGUCCUGGGCGGCCUGCUGGUGGUCCUGUUCGUCUCGUCCUCCUGGGUGGGCACCACGCAGGUGGUCCAGCUCACCUUCCAGUCCUUCUCCUGCCCCUUCUUCAUCACCUGGUUCAGCACCAACUGGAACAUCCUCUUCUUCCCCCUCUACUACUCGGGCCACCUGGUCACCACGCGGGAGAAGCAGACGCCCAUCCAGAAAAUCAGGGAGUGCAGCCGGAUAUUCGGGGAGGACGGGCUGACCCUCAAGCUGCUCCUGAAGCGGACGGCCCCCUUCUCCAUCCUGUGGACCCUCACCAACUACCUGUACCUGCUGGCCCUGCGCAAGCUCACCGCGACUGACGUCUCGGCCCUCUACUGCUGCCACAAGGCCUUCGUCUUCCUGCUGUCCUGGAUCGUGCUGAAGGACCGCUUCAUGGGCGUGCGGAUCGUGGCUGCGAUCAUGGCCAUCACGGGCAUCGUCAUGAUGGCCUAUGCUGACGGGUUCCAUGGCGACUCCAUCAUAGGCGUGGCCUUGGCCGUGGGCUCCGCCUCCACGUCAGCCCUCUAUAAGGUGCUCUUUAAGAUGUUCCUUGGCAGUGCCAACCUGGGUGAGGCAGCGCACUUCUUCUCCACUCUGGGCUUCUUCAACCUGAUCUUCAUCUCCUGCGUGCCCCUCAUCCUCUACUUCACUAAGGUGGAGCACUGGGGCUCACUGUCCACUCUGCCGUGGGGCUACCUAUGUGGGGUGGCUGGGCUCUGGCUGGCAUUCAACAUCCUGGUCAACGUGGGACUGGUACUGACUUACCCAAUCCUCAUCUCAAUCGGCACACUGCUCAGUGUGCCAGGCAACGCAGCGGUGGACGUGCUGAAGCACGAGGUGAUCUUCAGCGUGGUGCGCCUGGCCGCCACCUGCAUCAUCUGCCUGGGCUUCCUGCUGCUGCUGCUGCCCGAGGAGUGGGACUCGGUCACGCUGCGCUUCCUGGCCACGUUCGCCGACAAGAAGGCCGAGGAGCACGGCGAGGAGCUGACCGAGUCCAGCGGCCACACGCGCAGCCGGAGCCGAGCCAACGGCGCCGUGUCCAUCCCGCUGGCAUGACCCCUGACCCCUGACCCCGCCCCCCGACCCGUCCUCCCACCCGCGACCCCCCACCCCGUCCCCGACCCGCACGCCUUGCCCAUCCCCAGCCUUGGGGGCGGAGGUUAAGCAGGAAGCAGGAAGCAGGAAGUGCUGCUGGGAAAGUGAAAUGCAGAAUAAAAGCUGUGAGAAAUCUGCAGCCACUUCCUUCGAGGACCUUCAGAGACCUCCGAGUGAGCCGCGAGAACUUGUCGACCUGAUUCCACCGAAGGGAAGGCAGCGUUUUAUUUGAAAUACCUUCUGGCCACACCCGACCCUCCCUUCGCACGACCUCUCCCUCUCCGCACCCCUGACCCCACCCUCUCCCCCCACCCCUCCCUCAUCCUGCACUCAAACUGUAUUCUGUGAAUAUAAGCAUUGACUGGGCCGGUAUGGCUCAAUCUUAUCUGUAUUAAUUGAACGCAUUCAGAAAAAUAUAUCAAUAGGGAACAGAGACUAUUUAAAAAAAUGUCUUAAUAGUAUUAUAUACAGGAAUGGUUGUAAAAUAUUCUAUGCUUAAUAGACAUUUCUUUUUCUUAAUAAAAGGACAAUUCAGGAAUUCCAUUAAGGCAAUUCUUGCGUCAUUUUACAUUGAUCUGUGUUGACACAUCCCAGCUGGUCUUUAUUGUUUCCCUGCCCAGUGUCUUCCUUCCACAGUAAUGACAAACCGCUAAUCAUAGGACUCAUUCAGCUGCACAGUCGCAACAUGAAACUAAUGCAAACUUCAGAAAACGCAAUUAGUCAGUUGUGACUCCCUACCCUCCACGCUUAUACAAAGCAAUGCCCUCCUCUUGAAGUGGCCCAUUAGCAGUCAUUGCGUGUUAGCACCGAUGCAGUGUGAGUGGGUCCUCUGGGCA
This is a messenger RNA of Anguilla rostrata (American eel), 2517 nucleotides long. RefSeq names its product solute carrier family 35 member F4 (gene slc35f4). The transcript is spliced from 7 exons. Gene Ontology annotation, molecular function: transmembrane transporter activity. Bases 395 to 1642 code for a protein of 415 amino acids. Gene Ontology annotation, biological process: transmembrane transport. Gene Ontology annotation, cellular component: membrane. Lineage: Eukaryota; Metazoa; Chordata; Actinopteri; Anguilliformes; Anguillidae. The record is from RefSeq and is a predicted model, not a curated record.